AUGGAGCGGUUGAGCAGUCCUUCGAACGAGCCCGAGCAGUUGGCCGGCGCUCUCACGUGGUGUCGUGGCCUGGUGGAGCGUAUCGAGCACCCGAUGAAGAAGCUGCGUAAGCUGAUGGAGCGCGAAGAGGCCAAGGAGGUCUACAAGGUCUACAGCACCAUCAUGGCGUCGAUGCAGGCGCAAUCUAAGCUCAAACGCGCUCCUUUGCGUCAACUUCGACCCAGUGCUCGCGAAAUCAAGUACCUGCGGCUGCUCAACGUUGAGGUGCCUCAGUCGACGCUGCAGACCUCCGCCAAAGAGGAGAUGUUCCACAAGUGCCGAGGGGAGAUCAUGUACACCGUGGAGCCGAACAACGCCAUGAUCGAGGGCGUUCACCCGCUGGAGGAGCCGUUGAUCGUGACGAACCUCAAGGACAACCUCAACACGAUCCAAGACACACUCAGUGCCUCGAACGUGCCUCUGCUGGAGCACCAGGCCAAGCCUGUGGCCGUGAGCAAGCACGAGCGCCAGCACAAGAGCUACAUCGUGCAGCGAAUGCUCAUAUCCGCGAGGGCGCAACGGAAUUCUUUGGCCACUGCCGUCAAGCGUUUGGACUCGGAUGGGGACGGCUCGUCCUUGAAGGACAUGUACUCGAUUAUGACGAUCCCUAUCGUGCUGGCCGCGGUCAGCGAGUACGAGGAGGAGAACGAGGUCAUGCUGGCCGCCUUCGAGGGAAAAUACGACGGCUACGGCUACCUACCGGAAGAGUACGCUGUGGGUGAGCUUCCAGAAGAGCACGUCCGAGCGAUACACGCGCACGUCAUGAAGCAGCGGAAGGCGGGGGCGACCGACUACCAGAUCAUCAAGGCCUGGAAGGUCUACAAGGACACGGAGCCGCUCGUGAAGAACAUGCCGACGUACUCGGGCACAUUCGUCAUGAAACCGUCCGAGGAAGUGGUGGAGGUGCUCGAGAGCAACCAGCUCGAGCGGCAGACCAAGAUCGCCAUAGGCUAG
Phytophthora sojae is the source of this 993-nucleotide messenger RNA. RefSeq lists its product as hypothetical. Bases 1 to 993 code for a protein of 330 amino acids. Lineage: Eukaryota; Oomycota; Peronosporomycetes; Peronosporales; Peronosporaceae. The record is from RefSeq and is a predicted model, not a curated record. The transcript is spliced from 6 exons.